Molecule: messenger RNA, 987 nt
Organism: Orbilia oligospora ATCC 24927
Lineage: Eukaryota; Fungi; Ascomycota; Orbiliomycetes; Orbiliales; Orbiliaceae
Exons: 1
Coding region: 1-987 (328 amino acids)
Source: RefSeq, a predicted model, not a curated record
AUGCCGCGACGUCGGGCCAGUAUUUCUAAUUCAAUCCAGAUAUCUACUUCAUCACAUCCUGCAAAUAUAUCAUCUAUAAACCUGUUAUGCACUGCCCUAAAGGAGAAUGGCUCCACCUGCCCAGUAGCGAUAUCCCGGAUUGAUCAAAAAUAUUGCACCGAUCAUCGUAAAGAGUAUCAAGGACUUUAUGAGUCCUAUAAGCAGCUUCACGGCGAAUAUGAUGGUAUCAACCUAGAAGCCCGGCCCAGAGGCGCCUUGGGAGGCCCCGAGUUGAUGAUUUGGAAGAUGCGGAUUUCGGAAAAGAUCGAGAAAGGGGAAGAAGCUGCCCGACAAAGAAGUCAGGUUAAUCGUCGAUUUUUCAGCCAGGGCGCUCAAAGUCAAAUCGAUCGCAACCAUGUUCGAGAGAUUUUGAAACUCGAAUUCGAUGUCGGGGUUUGGAAGCGGAACCUAAAAGUAUGGAACGACGAGGAGCAAUUACUUCAAAGGGCCAGGAAUGCUCAAAAGGCUGUAGAUUCUGAAAGGGCUAGGAUUUCUCAAUUGCUGGAAGAUGAGAGGCGCACCAGAAUUGCUCGAGAGGCUAGAGACUACCAAAUCGCCAGAGAUACUCGACAAAAGAUUAGUUUAUCACUCAGCGAUCUGCCCUACCCUACCUUAAUGCUCGGUUUAGUAGGUAUUGGAGAGCUAUUACUCCUGCCCUUCUUAUUCAUUACAAUACACUUCAUCUACUCUUUCUUCAACCCUGCGGCCAGCGGACCAGGCGAGGCACCAAAUCCAGGGGCAACCGAACUGCCUGGGAGUUCAUCGCUAGAGGACCUUCUCAACUCCCCCGCUAUUAUUACUACUGUGGGCUAUGCAACGACCAUAUUCUGGUGGAGCGAGGUAGCCGUUUUCGUUGCAGGGCUCCUUCUUGCCCUGAUUUUCGUUUUACUAAAAACGGGUAUCGACGAAGACAGAACAGCUAUCUUCAACAAGAUUAGAUACGCUUGA